AUGGCUAUAUCAAAAGCUCCUCCUGCGUCUUCUGACCCGGCAACGUCAUUGUCCAUCCAUGCCAAGGCCAUCAACUGCUCAGCCCCCGCCACCCACGAGCCUCAGCUCGUCCAGCUCCGCAAUCCCGACCGCUCCCCAUUAACAUCGCAAACCUCAUAUCCUCGAAAACCCCCACGCACCCGAAAUAUGAAGUUCCCCUCCAGCAUCCUCACCCUGCUCCUCAGCAGCCUGGUCGCCGUAGAUGGCUUGUCGCUCUUCGGCAGUCAGAAGGUCCUCGGCGAGGGGGGACCAGUGCCCGGCGACAACCCUCUCACCUUCUGCAAAGCCGACCACUCGUCUGACAUCUUGACGCUGCAGAAGGUCAACCUGAGUCCCAACCCUCCCAAGGCCGGACAAACCCUGAGGAUCGAAGCCGUCGGAACACUGCUCGAAGAUAUCGAGCAGGACGCGAAGGUUAUCCUGCAGGUCAAGUACGGACUGAUCCGGCUGGUGAACACAGAGGCGGAUCUCUGCCAGCAGGUUAGCAAUGUGGAUAUGGAGUGCCCGAUUAAGAAGGGGCCUAUUACCAUCACGAAGGAUGUUGAGCUGCCGAAGGAAAUCCCACCCGGAAAAUACUCCGUCUUCGCUGAUGCGUACACUAUGGAUGGCAAGCAUAUUACUUGCUUGGAGGCUACCGUUCAGUUCAGUAACUCGUAA
Molecule: messenger RNA, 696 nt
Organism: Drepanopeziza brunnea f. sp. 'multigermtubi' MB_m1
Lineage: Eukaryota; Fungi; Ascomycota; Leotiomycetes; Helotiales; Drepanopezizaceae
Biological process (GO): intracellular sterol transport
Molecular function (GO): sterol binding
Source: RefSeq, a predicted model, not a curated record